UUAUUAUCAAUUUGGUACCAUCCAAAUCAUAGUCGCAAAGCCACUUGGCAAAAUCAAUAAUCCGUCUCAUUCUAACAAUACUUUCCACUUCAUCAUCUUCAAUUUCCACUUCAAAAUUGAACUCUUUUAGAUUUUGUUCCAGAGGCAAAAAUCCUUGCAGAUAUCUGUCUUCGUGCAGAGAACAUUUUGAAACUAACAAAAACAAUAAUUAAUAAUAAAAACUAAAACAAUAAUAACUAACAACAUACACUUGUUAUAAUUAAAUCCUAUUAGUAAUCCUUGAGCUGCAUUGACUAGUUUACACAAACUGGGCCAUAUUUGCAUUCUCUCCCUAAACACUUUACAUUUUAAAACAUUGACAUUAUUCUUCAAAAAAUACAUGAGCAGCUUAACAGCGGGCAAAGCAUAAUAAUUCGUCAGCCCUUCAUCAUUUUGUAAAGUAUAAACUGGCAUCAAAAAGGCACUCAAAGACCCAGCAAUCAAUUCCAAAAUUAAAUCUUUAACUUUAAGUUCAUCAUUGGUCAAAUCUCUACCCAAAUGUGUUAACGCAUACAAAUUAAUUAUAGUGAUUUUAAUUAGUUGUUGCUUUUUAAAGCUUUGGGUUGCUACAAGGGCUGUCAUUACAGAGUUUAAGCUUUGCACUUGCAAUUGGGCUUGUUUUAGGUCAGUUACAAUAUGAAAAUGCCCAUGGGCAGAAAGGAAUAAACGAAUAUAUUCAUUUACAGUCAUUUUAGUUUGUAUGUUUUCCAAAUGGCUUUCUUUAUCAAUGGCAUUAGAUAAAACAUUCAUAAGAUUAGCAGUAGAGGCUGGAAAAGGAUUUUUAACACAAAUGCCUCUAAUGUGAUAGAAAACUGUAGACAAUUUAUCCCCUUGGCUAGCCUCAAGCAAAGCUAAUUGAUUAUAAGGGUGGCCACUGUUAGGAGAAACUAAAAUUGCUUGUCUAUAAAAAGUCUCAGCUUGUUUUCUUUGAUUUCUAUAUCUAGCAAUGUCUCCUAAAUGCACCAAACAAUACUGGCAAAUAUACGAACAAGAAGCUAGUUGGGGCAUGUUAACUGGAUCACAUAUGGUUGUUUGUCCAUAUAUAAUCCCUCUACGUCUAAAUGGCAAAUCUAUAUCAAAAAUAUUACAUAAUUCUUGUAAUAGGGUUAAAUAAAAGCCAGAGGCUGCUUCUAAAGCCCAAGUUAAUAGGGCUUGAGUUUCUGAACGUUGUAAGUUCUUUUUGUCUCUUGCUUUGUUUUGUAAGUUGGUGAUGUAAGUUUUAAAUCCGAUAUUCCACAAGUCUUGUUCGACUUUUUUGUCUAGGGCGUAUUCCAGAUCGAGUACCAGUACCUGAUGGUAAAUGCUGAGCAGUUUUUGUUGGUUCGUCCAGGCUUGGGCAUCAUUUAACAAAUCAGAUUGUUGGAGGACUUUGGGUUUGAAAUCUUCCGCUUGUCUAUAAAAUUUGAGGUAAAAUAAAGAUUAAAAUUGCUCUGGUACUUACUUGAGGACUUGAAUUGCUGCUUUAUAUCCCAUUUUUGGUUUUUGAUUUUUCGAUAUAAUCGAAUUGAGGUUAUGGUUGAUUGUGAUAUCAAGAAUUUAUGGUUGUUUUUUUUUAGAUAUUAAUUAUUUUGAGGCAAUAAUUACCAGAAAUUGCAAUAGGACUUACUGAAAAACACAAAUAAUCAUUUUUUCUGCUUUUGAUAAAUUUGUCAGGUCUAAAAAUCAACAUUUCCAAUUUUGACAGCAAUGAUGGCAACACCGCAUAAAUAAUUUGAUGGAUCACUCUGUGUCUUUUUCUAUUAGUGUGUAAAAGAAAAAGAUGAAAAUACUUUUUUAUUUUCAAUUAAUUCUAAGCAGAUUAUUUGGCAACACUGUUGUUUGAUUUUUUUUAAUAAUAUUUUAGUUAUCUAUAAUCUGAAAAUCAACAAAAUAUGAAUAUUUAUUGUUAAUUAUCUCAUAAUUUAUGGAAAUUCUGUUUUCGUUUGCUUGAUAUUUUAAUCUGUCCUGUGUUGCAAGUAAGGGUCAUUUGAUAAAAGAGCCAGUGCAAGUUUUUGAAGAGAAAAAAUGCUUAAAUCCCUGUUUUUUGUAUCAAAUAAUGUCAGUUUUAGGGUAAUUAGGGAUAGAAGAAUAGGUUUAAGCACUAAAAAUGUUAAUAAAAUUCUUGUAUGUACAUUUGCCACUCAACCCUCCAACAAAAAAAUCUACAAAAACAUCAAAGAAGCGAUACACGACAUCCAAGACGAAUCCAAAUUACUAGUAGGCGGAUUCGGAUUAUGCGGAAUACCAGAAAACUUAAUUGGGGCCUUGCUACAGCACCAAGCCAAAAAUCUCACUGUGGUUUCAAACAAUGCUGGCGUAGACAAAUUCGGUUUAGGCUUGUUACUUAAACAGAAAAAAAUCAAGAGAAUAAUUGCCAGCUAUGUGGGAGAAAAUGCCGAAUUUGAAAGACAAUUCCUUGCUGGUGAAUUAGAAGUAGAAUUAACACCACAAGGUACUUUAGCAGAACGUAUAAGAGCAGGUGGUGCAGGUGUUCCAGCCUUUUUUACUCCUACAGCUUAUGGGACUUUGGUGCACGAAGGUGGUUCUCCCAUUAAAUACGAUGAAAAAGGAAAAAUUCAAAUUGCCAGCAAUCAAAGAGAAUCCAGGCAGUUUGAUGGCAAAGAUUAUAUUAUGGAAGAAGCUAUUACUGGAGAUUUUGCUUUGAUUAAAGCUUGGAAAGCCGAUCCUGCUGGAAAUCUUAUUUUCAACAAAUCAGCUAGAAAUUUCAAUCCUACAAUGGCUAGAGCGGCUAAAGUCACGAUUGUAGAAGUAGAAGAAAUUGUAGAACUAGGCUGUAUACCUCCAGAUCAAGUGCAUGUGCCAGGAAUUUAUGUAGAUAGGAUAGUUUUAGGGGAAAAAUACGAAAAACGAAUAGAGCGAGUUACAGUACAAAAACUCUCAGACAGCAUUGAGUCUGUAGUGAAAAAAAACCCUGCUGCUGAAAUAAGGGAGAGAAUUAUCCGAAGGGCAGCUUUGGAGUUUAAAGACGGCAUGUACGCUAAUUUAGGCAUUGGCAUGCCUAUGCUAGCCUCAAACUACAUACCAAAAAAUAUGGAAGUGUUUUUGCAAUCUGAAAACGGUAUUCUCGGUUUAGGACCAUUUCCACACUCCAACUGUGUGGAUCCAGAUUUAAUAAAUGCUGGCAAAGAAACUGUAACUGUCAUUCCAGGAGCUUCUUUCUUUAGUAGUGAUGAGAGUUUUGCCAUGAUUAGAGGGGGACAUGUAGAUUUAACUAUUUUAGGAGCAAUGGAAGUUUCACAAACGGGUGAUUUAGCUAAUUGGAUGAUACCUGGUAAAAUGGUUAAAGGUAUGGGUGGGGCUAUGGAUUUGGUAGCAGCACCUGGUACCAAAGUGGUAGUUUGCAUGGAACAUAAUGCCAAAGAUGGUGGCAAAAAGAUUUUGGAAAAUUGCACUUUACCUUUGACUGGCAAACAAGUAGUGGAUCUUAUUAUAACCGAAAAAGCGGUGUUUAAUGUCGAUAAAGAAAAUGGUUUGACUUUAAUUGAACUUGCCGAAGGGGUGGGUAUUGAAGAUGUUUUAAUGUCGACUGGUUGUAAUUUUGAGGUGGCUGAAAACUUAAAACCAAUGGGGCAAAUUCAGAUUGAUUAAUUUUAAAUGGGUUAUUGUUUAAAUUAAAUUAAGAAUCAAAUUGUUAUGAAAUUUUAUAAUUGUUAUUACAAUAAAGACUGUAUUGGAAAAAAUAAAUCAUAUUGUUAUUG
Molecule: messenger RNA, 3737 nt
Organism: Ceutorhynchus assimilis (cabbage seed weevil)
Lineage: Eukaryota; Metazoa; Arthropoda; Insecta; Coleoptera; Curculionidae
Source: the annotation of a GenBank genome assembly